Molecule: messenger RNA, 750 nt
Organism: Lachancea dasiensis
Lineage: Eukaryota; Fungi; Ascomycota; Saccharomycetes; Saccharomycetales; Saccharomycetaceae
Source: the annotation of a GenBank genome assembly
AUGACAGAUUUAGUUGAGUUCACCGCUCACUUUGAUGACCUGGUGCCACCAAGGCCAGUAGAACACUUCGGUAGCUCAGAUUUGUCUUUUGGAGGAAGAAUCGAGCCUCCCUUGAAGAUUCAUGAAGAUGGCGGUGAGCGUGGCUGCGGUGGAAAAGUUUGGCUAGCGGGUGAAAUGUUGUGCAACUACUUAAUAGAGAAAUCCGACUCGAAAGGACUCCUCUCUCUAAGUCAGUUGUCGAAUGGUUCUUGUCAUUUUAGAAACGUUCUAGAGUUAGGCAGUGGAACAGGCUUAGUAGGGUUGUGUGCUGGCUCCUUGGCUAAAUCUAACAGCUUGAAAGUUAAAGUCUUUGCAACAGACAUUGGCAAUCUGGUAGAACUGUUGAAUGUUAAUACACAACUGAAUAAUCUUGAUAAGUAUGUUUUUCCCGAAAUCUUGAUGUGGGGAGAAGCUUUGGCGGAAAAAUUCGAGGGCGACGCUACUGAUAAGAUAGACCUGAUUUUGGCCGCAGACUGUGUUUAUUUAGAAGCAGCAUUCACCUUGCUGGAGAAGACACUUUUAGACUUGACGGACGGCUCACAUCCACCAAUUGUGUUGAUGUCCUACAAGAAACGAAGGAAAGCAGAUAAGAACUUCUUUCGCCAGAUACGAAAGAGUUUCCAAGUGAUUCGGGUGACCGAUUUCGCAAAAAGUGACGAAUACGUCAAGCACCGUACUCACUUGUUCCAACUAAUUCGUAUCUCACGUUAA